GUUUCGGCGGCAGCAGAAGCGAUGGGCAACUCGGCGAGCGCGGACACCAGCGCGCGGGACAGCGUGACCAACCUGAGCAGCCACGAGAAGCAGGCCAUCCGGGACACGUGGCUGGCCUUCAAGAAGCAGCUGCGCACGGGCAGCGUGACCAUCUUCGUGGUGCUCUUCAUGCGCCACCCAGAGUACCAGAAGCUGUUCACAGCGUUCGCCGACGACCCGGCCAGCGAGCUCCCGAAGAACCCGCGCAUGCUGGCGCACGCGCUCACCUUCGCAUACGCCAUCACCGCCAUCGUGGACAGCCUGGAAGAGCCGGAGACGACGAAGGAGAUCGUGCGCAAGGUGGCCAUCGCGCAUGCGCACCGCGCCUCCGACAUGAAGACGGCCUUCGAGAGGAUGGGCAGCACGGUGGUGGACACGCUGGUCGAGAAGCUCGGCUCCAGCAUGACGCCCACAGCGGUGGCCGCGUGGAAGCAGCUCUUCACCUUCAUCGUGGCCACCAGCGAGAAGACGUUCGAGGAGACCCUAAGACGCGACGGCCAAGGCCACCAGGCGUCGUCCAAGGCGUCUUCCUCGUCCCGCGCAGGCUCAAAGUCCUCGAGUCCAAAUUCACAGCACCCAUCGGCAGAUACCUAGAGCUAAAGGGGUGGACGCGAUGACGGAAGAAGCCAGCCAUCCGAACUGCCCCGGGAGUGUUAUUACCCGUCGCCGUGCACCCAGAACUGAGCGCCGUUUUCCAACGUUUAGCGCCUUCCAUUCGGUGUGCCUUCGAGGGGCCCGAUAAAUAAAGGUGGAAUACGUUCUUUCUGUUC
Molecule: messenger RNA, 809 nt
Organism: Dermacentor albipictus
Lineage: Eukaryota; Metazoa; Arthropoda; Arachnida; Ixodida; Ixodidae
Product: globin-like
Molecular function (GO): oxygen binding; heme binding
Source: RefSeq, a predicted model, not a curated record